Osmerus eperlanus (European smelt) is the source of this 923-nucleotide messenger RNA. It is a transcript of the gene mpdu1b, whose product is annotated as mannose-P-dolichol utilization defect 1b. The transcript has 6 exons. The record is from RefSeq and is a predicted model, not a curated record. Bases 51 to 815 code for a protein of 254 amino acids. Lineage: Eukaryota; Metazoa; Chordata; Actinopteri; Osmeriformes; Osmeridae. Gene Ontology annotation, biological process: oligosaccharide biosynthetic process.
GAAACAUUUAUCAUGCACACACAACUCCAACGGCACGUCACAUCUUCAUAAUGGCGAACCCAGAGAUGGAGUCUGUAAGAACUAGUAUUGUUGACCCAGUAAAGGGUCUCCUUCUCGAUUAUUUAAUGCCCGAAUCAUGCUACGACGAGUUUUUCCUUGAUUUUAAUUUUCUGGAUGUGCCAUGUCUGAAGAUUGUCCUGAGCAAAGGCCUAGGGAUUGGGAUCAUCCUGGGGUCUGUGAUGGUGAAGUUGCCCCAGAUCCUGAAGCUGAUGGGGGCUAAGAGUGCUGAGGGUCUGAGCUUCCAGACUGUUCUGCUGGAGCUUCUGGCCAUCACCGGCACCAUGGCCUACAGCAUCGCCAACAACUUCCCCUUCAGUGCCUGGGGCGAGGCUCUCUUCCUCAUGCUGCAGACGGUGAUGAUCGGCUUCCUCAUCCAGCACUACGGCGGCAACUCGCUCCGAGGGGCGCUCUUCCUGAUCGUCUACUUUGGCCUGCUGUUCCUCGCGCUCUCCCCCGUCACGCCCGCGUCCGUGGUCACCGCCAUGCAGGCCUCCAACAUGCCCGCCAUCGUCGUCGGCCGGCUGAUCCAGGCGGUUACUAACUUCCGUAACGGACACACAGGGCAGCUGUCGGCCAUCUCUAUCUUCAUGCUGUUCGCUGGCUCCCUCGCUCGCAUCUUCACCACCAUCCAGGAAACGGGAGACUCCCUGAUGGCCGUCACCUACAUCAUAUCCUCUUCCUGUAACGGCAUCAUCGCGGCCCAGGUGCUGUACUACUGGAACAGCGUCCCAGGACAGAAGAAGAAGAAGGAUUAGGCAGGCCAGGUGGACGUUCACACCUAGGGCACAUCUCCACAGACUUCCUGUCUCCUAAACAACUAGUACACAACUCACCAGGACCAGUGUGCGGUUUAGGAUUACAAG